Messenger RNA from Staurois parvus, 258 nucleotides. Lineage: Eukaryota; Metazoa; Chordata; Amphibia; Anura; Ranidae. The record is from the annotation of a GenBank genome assembly.
UGGACAUUGGCUAAGAUCAGGGGCGGACUGACAACUCCACAUGGAUUUUACUAAUACACCUACAGAGGGAUGCAAGGGCGGACUGACAACUCAUGGGGCCCCCGGGCAAUAGGGGAUCAUGGGGCCCCUGUGUCCUUGCCCAAACUCAAAAAAGCCUAUGAAAAUGUAACAGGGGCAUCUCAUGGGACCCCCUACUGAUCCCGGGCCCUCGGGCAGUGCCUGAGUUUCCAAAUAGCCAGUCCGCCCCUGGAGGGAUGU